Molecule: messenger RNA, 7508 nt
Organism: Bacillus rossius redtenbacheri
Lineage: Eukaryota; Metazoa; Arthropoda; Insecta; Phasmatodea; Bacillidae
Gene: Etl1
Product: SWI/SNF-related matrix-associated actin-dependent regulator of chromatin subfamily A containing DEAD/H box 1 homolog
Exons: 15
Coding region: 242-2908 (888 amino acids)
Cellular component (GO): nucleus
Molecular function (GO): ATP-dependent chromatin remodeler activity; DNA binding; ATP binding
Source: RefSeq, a predicted model, not a curated record
UAUGAUGGUGACCAUGCUCCCAGAUGGUGACAUUGCCGUACUUUAUUUACUCUAUGAUUGCCGUUAUGGCGUCUGUAUAACCUGCGUAAUAUCUUAAGUAUUGCAUGACAACGAAAGUAAUUUUGGUUUUCGGUGCGCAUUGUAAUAAACACCGUGUAAUUAUGUAUUAAAUUCGAUUUUCAAGUGAGAGUAAAUUUUUUUUACUACAUUAAACCUGUCAAUUGGUUUUCCCCUGUGCACAAUGGCACAAGAACACGCUAGUACGAAUGCUGGUUCAAUGUCGGAAGUAAAUGAUAGUGUUUUAUUUACACAAGAAGAUGAACUUGUGAAUAGCAAUUCAAAUUCGCAAGAUACUGAUGAAGUUACUUUGAUUUCUAGCAGUCAAAGUCCAAGUUUGUUGAACAAUCUCCGUCAUUUCAGAUUUCCUAAGAAAGAAUGUUUGACCAGCAGCACCAGUUUGCAAAUGGGCAGUAGUGCUGGUAGACCUCACUCACCUGACCAUGAGCAAGCGAAUGGAACUGAUGUACUUAAACCAGACGAAGUGAGUCGAGACAGUGCUGAGAUGGAAGACAGGAAUGGGGAAUGUGUCAGUGAUGCGGGAGGAAGUGAGGACAGCGCAGCAGCAAAAGAGGUCAGCCUUAAGUUCCUUGAAGAUGCCUUCCCUGCAAUUGACAAGAUGGAGUUGCAAGAUGUUCUGGUGAGCGCUGAAUGGAAUUUAGAGAAGGCAAUGACAAGCUUGUGCGAGGAUAAAGAAUCGAACAAGAGGAAACGUACACCCUCACCAACGCAUCUCAGAUCUGGAAAGAAAGUGCAAAAGAGAAUUAUUGAAAUCCAAGAAGAAGAGAGGGAUGAUGAUGAUGAAAUUUUGUACAGUGAGCAGAAGAUCUUUGACAGUGACGACUCGGGAGACGAUGACGAGAUCAUGGAGGAGGACCGCAUUCAGGUCCUGCAAUUCCUGUCGACUGCGUCUCUAAAGGAGCUGCUGUGCAUGUCCAGCUGCUCGCUGAAGAAGGCUGAAGCCAUCAUUAACCAGCGACCGUUUCACGACUGGAAUGACUUGAAACAGAAGCUAUCAACUGGCAAGUUUCUCAGCACCGACAUCCUGAACCGAGCGCUGGAGUACCUGAGGAAACGCCUGGUGGUGAAGUCCUUGAUGUCCAAGAGCCGGAAGCUAGCCAGGAGGAUAGAGCGAGUUGUGGCUGCCAAUGGGAAUCUUAUAAAGACACAGCCAUCGCUGCUUUCAAGCGACCUGACGCUGGCGGGCUACCAGCUGGUGGGGCUAAACUGGCUGGCCGUGAUGCACGACCAGCAGGUGAACGGCAUCCUGGCGGACGAGAUGGGGCUGGGGAAGACCAUCCAGGUGAUAGCCUUCCUCGCGUACCUGCACGAGAAGGGCGACACGGGCCCUCACCUCAUCGUCGUGCCCUCGUCCACCCUCAACAACUGGAGGAACGAGCUGGCCCGCUGGUGCCCCGCCCUGCGCGUGGCGCUGUACCACGGCGCGCAGGAGGACCGCAAGGCCCUGCGCGUGCAGUGGGUGCGAGAGGGGCUGGACGACGUGGACGUCAUCCUCACCACCUACAACGUCGUGGGCAGCCUGCCCGAGGAGAAGAAGCUGUUCAAGAUCCUGCCGCUGCGCUACCUGGUGCUGGACGAGGCCCACAUGCUCAAGAACAUGGCCACCCAGCGGUACGACAACCUCAUGAGGAUCAACGCGAAACAGAGGAUCAUGCUGACGGGCACUCCGCUGCAGAACAACCUGCUGGAGCUGAUGUCUCUGCUCAACUUCAUCAUGCCCGACAUGUUCGACAAGAAGCAGGAGUACCUCAAGAGCAUGUUCGCCAAGGUGCCCAAGCAGAGCGGAGACCACGACGGCGAGAUCUCGCAGUUUGAGCAGGACCAGGUGGCGCAGGCGCGCGAGAUCAUGAAGCCCUUCGUGCUGCGUCGCCUGAAGCGGGACGUGCUCAAGGACCUGCCCUCCAAGACGGAGCAGACGCUGGUCUGCCCCCUGUCGCCCACCCAGCAGCUGCUCUACCACAACCUCAUCUCCAUGUACACCAAGCACGACCAGCAGGGGGAAGAUAAAAAGAUCAGCUCGAGCGGCAUAUCGAUGAUCACGGACCUGCGCAAGGCUGCCAACCACCCUGCCCUACUGAGGCACCACUACCAGGAGGGGGACCUGGUGGAGAUAGCAGCGCGUUUGGCCGUGGAGUCCCAGUACAAGGAGACCAACCCUCAGUACAUACUGGAAGACCUGCACUUCAUGUCUGACUUCGAGAUCCACCAGCUGGCAUGCACCUACAAGAGGCUGAGCGGCUACACGCUGCCCGACACAGUGGUGCUGGAGUCGGGCAAGUUCUCGAAGCUGGACGAGAUGCUGCCGGCAUUGGCAGCGGGGAACCACCGCGUGCUCAUCUUCAGCCAGUUCGUGAUCAUGCUGGACAUCGUGGAGGAAUACCUGCGGCUGAAGGGUUACCUCUUCCUGCGCCUCGACGGCAGCACCCCUGUCUCCGUCAGGCAGGAGCUGAUAGACGAGUACAACCACAGCCCAGAGAUCUUGGUGUUCCUGCUGUCGACGCGUGCCGGGGGCCUGGGGAUCAACCUGACUGCAGCAGACACCGUCAUCAUCCACGACGUGGACUUCAACCCGUACAACGACAAGCAGGCGGAGGACCGUUGCCACCGUGUGGGGCAGACUAGGGAUGUGUCUGUGAUAAGAUUGCUCAGCGAGGGAACUAUAGAAGAGGUGAUCCACAAGAUAGCGCUGGAUAAGCUGAGGCUGGAGAAGGAGAUUAACAACCCGGGAGAAAAUGAAGAAACACAAACAAGAAACAUGGUUACCUUGCUGCAGCAGACUUUGGGAAUGGAUGGAGCGCGAGGUGUGACAAGUGAAGAAGAAUCAAGGUGAAAAAUGAGUAAAAGUGAACUGAUUAGGAGGUAAUAAAUGCGGUCUUGAGCUGCAUUGUUGGUAAUCAUGAUUCCUAUUGCAUCUUAGAGAAAGAAAGAAACACCUUUCUUGAGGUUUGAAUUUUGUGAAUGUUCAUAUAUUUUCAAGCUGGGCCAUUAUGAGAGUUGAACACUUAAGGGUACUUUGUAAAUCUUUAAAAAUACUGUGUGUGUGUAUAAUUUUACAUUCAUGCAUGUUGUCUCAUGUUAGUCAUGUUUACCACAGUCAUGCUUCGUAUAGGGUUGAGUAUUUGGUUGUGUUGUUAUGUUAUGGAUAUUUUUGUUGAAUGUGUAUUUGGCACUCUAAGAAAACUGCAGACCUUAUGUAAAUUAGUGAUGUGAUGGACCUGGGACUCAGUCCUUGAUUAGGACGGUUCACAGCCAUUACACGGGCAUAGAGAACCGGAAAUAUAAUCACGGUACCACAGACGUCUUAAAAAUCUUAAAUCUUUACAACUAAGCUUUUCUGAGUGAAUAUACUAUAGACUUACAGUUAAAAUGUGUUUGUCAGGGGACAUAACUUAACUUGCGUUAUGUCUUAUCCACAUUUUAUCACAAAAAAAAAAAAACCACUGUUCACAAAAAAUAAUUAUUCAAGCUUAAUGAAAGCGUUAAGAAAAGUGUGGUAUGUAUUGAGUGAGUGCGGGCAGAAGCAAGAACAACACAUUCAUACAUCUUUGCUUUCAGCUGCCAAUUAAUAAAUUAACUGCAACCAGUGUGACAUUGAAAGUAAUGGUAAGUGAAUCUUUGGAAUAGCUGCAGAGUGCAAUCUCCUCCCUGGCAGGAAGUAUCAGAAUGUAAACAAAAUAAUUCUUUGUGCUUACUUUCUGCCACUGUCCAUCUUUACACUGGGAUACAAGAAUGAUAAUUUUCUAAAAGUAGACCUAUGGGGGAAGUAACACAAGCUCAAUAUAUAUUUCAAACCAACCUUUAAAAUAACUACCAUGAUUUAUAAUUGUCUCCUUGUCAUGAAAUGCAGGUAUUUGCUACUACGUUUGCAGCUCUACAUCACUUAAACUUGACCAACAUACCUUAUGCGUAUAUUUAUCUUUUAACAGCCCUUAGUCUAUUAACUUGUAUGAUAUCGCAUUCACCCACAAUAAUAUUUUACUCACAAUAGCUUUUGUUUGUUCCAUUUUCCAGAUUCAUUUUUCAGCUAUCACUAGAGGCAAGAUUAUACAUUGUGUCCGAAAAGUCUUUCCCCGAUUACAAAAAUUAAUACAUAACAUCGGAUAGAAGUAAGAUAAAAAUAUGAAGCUGGUGACAAAAUGUUGAGACAUUAUCCAAGUUUUUUUUCAAACAUCAAUGCACUUCCACAUGAGCACCUUUGGUAGCAUGUAGCACAUCUAGUCGAUAUUCAAUUUCCGUCCACACAUUAGCCAACAUCAUUGGAGGGAUCGAUGCAAUGACUCUGGUUAUCAGUUGUCGAAGGGUUGCAAUAUCUGGUACAUGUGUUCGGUAGACCUCGUCCUUGACAUAACCCCAUAAAAAGAAGUCUAAUGGGGUUAUGUCAGGAGAGCGUGGAGACCAAACCGUUGGUCCAUCACGACCGAUCCAUCGUCCAGGAAAGGUCAUAUCAAGAUAGGCACAGACCUCCAAACCCCAAUGAGGUGGUGCACCGUCUUGUUGAAACAUGAAAGCGGGGUGAUUCUCAAGCAGCUGAGGAACAGCAUAAAUUUGUAACAUGUCCAAAUACACUGGAGAUGUGAUGGUUGCCUCAGUAAAGAAGAAUGGCCCGAUAAUUCUGUCAUGCAAUAGCGCGCACCAAACAUUCACUUUUGGACUUCCUCUGGUACACUCCAUCACCUCGCCAGGGGGCUGUGAACCCCAAAUGCGCACGUUAUGGCGAUUCAAUACUCCACUGACAAAAAAGGUCGCCUCGUCAGAAAAGGCAAUUCGUUGGAGAUAGCCAUUAUCGUCCUCCAUACGUGAUAGAUAACAUUUCAACCGCAAAUUCAUAUUGACGUGUACUGUCAUUGGGCAACAGAGUCUGAACAAUUUGCACUUUGUAUGCUUGAAACAUUAAACGCUUGUGUAAGAUAUCGUGGAGAGAGCUUUUUGGCAUCUGUAAUUCACGUGAGGCCCUUCGCACAGAUUUCUUUGGACUUCGCAGAAAUAACUGUCUCACAGCUUCCACCCUUUCAGCUGAGAUUGAUGGUCGACCAGACUUCGGAAGCAACAGAUCCUGUGGUCUUUAACUUCUCAUACCAAGUCUUAAUUCUCUUGACAUCAGGGGGAAUGUUUCCAUAUGUGGUCUGGAAGUUUCUCUGCACUGUUAUUGGUGAUGGUGUCUCGUGGUACCACAGGAGACACUGCGCUUUCUCCUGAUUAUUAUCAUGUCCGGCUUCCUGGGUACCACACCUCAGACACUUCAAACCUACUGCAAAAUUAUAACAAAAAAAACUUGAGCUAUAACCUAACAUUUUGACACCAAUUUCAUAUUUUUAUCGUACGUCUAGCCGAAGUUAUAAAUUUGUGUAAUCAGGGAAAGACUUUUCAGACAGCCUGUAUUAUGGUGAAAAGUGAUAACACCGAAAUGCAAGGCAAAACAUAGAAUACAAUUAAAUUCACCAUAAUUACGUAAAUUUGUCUAUUAAAAAGUAGAAUUAACUAUAAAACUUUAAUUCAGGCAUUUAUUUUGAAAUUUUAAACUAUUGUGGACUAUAUACAAAAAUUUAUUUGAUUUAUUUUUUUUUAAACUUGAUUAACUAUGUUAGGAUAAUAGAAGCAGUCAAUAUUUAAAACACAUCACAAGAAAAUUCAUGAGAAAAUUGGGCUUCCAAUACAUAUUUAAUAUAGAUUUUUUAUUUGUAUUAUUAUUAUUAGUAUUAUACUGUGACACAGUGAGAAAAAGUUAGAUUCAAUGUUGAAACAAUGUUAGCACCAGAAAGAAAUUAAAGCCACACAAUAAUUCAUAUAAAAAUUAUUUCCCUCUUGACCACUUCUAAAAAAAUUAUUUAAGUUUAGUAGUUCCAGCAACACGAAGUCUUGUUUUGAUACAUUAAAUGUAAAUAAAAUAUGAUUUUCCCUAUAUUAUGUUUUUUGUGGUGUGUACAAUAUUCAUGAAAACAAUAUCAUCUUAAAAUAUUUAUAACAAAAUUUGUUUAAUUAUAAACCCAUAAAAUCUUGAUUUUGGCUCACUUACUGAUUAACCUUUUAUUUUAAGUAACAUUGCACAACGACUGGAAUAAAAAAGAGCACACUAAAAUAAAUAGAGUUCAACAUUUGCUAUUCUCAGCAGCAGUGAAUAUACACAGACAGAUGAUGGUGCUAGUAGAGGUAGGCAUGCCGCGACCUUGACUCUUAUUGGCCAGGGAUGGGAUUCUGUCUGCACCAUACCUAAAUUCACCCAACACUGUUGUGCAAAAAAUAUUCAAUUUUUAUUCUUUAUUUAAUCUCUUUUGAAAAGAUACUUAAGUUUUCCUUGAGCAGCUGCGACUUGAACGAUUUUUACUGGUAAGCCGUAAAUCAAAAUUCACUCAACAGUCAAUCAGUGGUUUCUACAUAUUACUGGAUACUGCUACAGCCACAGCCUUCUAGUGACACGUGAGGUGACUUCUUUGUGAUCAAAGCACAGUACUCUGAAGAACUGAGGAGUCUUGUUAGACAAAUAAAGAUGCCACUAGAACAAAUCUGAGAGAUGGAAAAUAGAUAGUAGAGCCUUCACAUCACUAAUGUAUGUUUUUAUAAGUCAAGUAUUAGGGGAUUCCAAAUAGCGUAUGUUGUUCAUGUACAAAUAUUGAAUAUUGAGUUGAAUUCACAAUAAGUUUUUAUAAUUGCAGUGCAAUUUUGCAUGUUAUUUAAGUAGGUAGUCCUUCAUCACAGAAGUGUUUGCCGAACUACCAACGUGAAACAGAUGUUUGGAAAUUUCUCGACCCACUGUUGCCCUGAACCAUAUAGUGCGCCUCUGGGUAUGAUGGUCUGUGUAUAAGAAGACUGCUGGAGAAACCUCAUUACUUGUCUGUUGGAUGCUCCCUAUUGAAUAUUGCUCUGUUUAGUACUUCGCUCUCUCUCUCUUUCGAAGAGAGUUGUCUGAGCAAAAAACCCAAUAUAUACUAAGCUGUGUCUUUCAUGAUUUCAUUGUAGUUAACUCUUGUCACUGAAUCUCUCUGAGAGGAUUAAUGUUGGAGAUAGUAUGGGAUUUUAAAGUUCAUUUGUUGGUAUUUUAAUAUGUACUUUUGUGUAGUUGUUUUUUUCCUUCUUUACAAGAAUUUGUUAUCUGUCUUAUUUUUUUAAGUACUGAAGUAUUUUCUUAGUGUGGUUCAGCAAGAAAUAAUUUUAAAGCGGUAUUACUUUUAAGAGUCUUCUUAACAGUUUUUAUAAUUGCAGUGCAAUUUAUCAUUGUUAAUUGGCUAUUGUAUCAUUCCUCUAUGUAGUUAUUUAAUUAGUAUGUUAGUAUUUUGAUGUACAUUAAUAUGAAGCCCAUAUUUUUCAAGCAACUAGAAUGAAACUAAGUGCUACUUAUUUCUGCUCAUAAUUUGUAAUGCAAAGUUUGCAAUUGUGUGCAGACUUGGUAUGAUGAGAAAUAAAGAAUUCUUAUUGUGACUGUGUUUUUCUUUCUA